ACAAUAUUGAUUUCUAGGGUGUGAAGUUGGAAGAAGUUAGUUCACUGUUUAACGACCAAAAUGAAACUGAAAGGUCUGGUCGAGUCUUCUACUCAAGAAUUCCUUCUCCUAACCAAUAGCAGCGUUAUAAAUAAAGGAAUGUGUUAGUUGCCGCUUAAGAAAAUGUCUGAGAGAAAGUACCGAACAUUAAAAGAAUAAGGACAAUAUUCAUUCUAAUUUGUUUGUUGCAUUGAAUCUGUGAUAUUUUAAUGAUAUUUUUUUCAUAUUUUAUUUGGGCAUUUAUUCUUCGGAUUCAUAAUCAUUUCCUUUGCAUUAUAGGUUGACAAUUCAUUCUUAAAGAAAAGACUUACUAAUCUGUUCUUCAAAACAUAUUAUAUUAUAUUUUUAAAUUUUUGUCGAAAAAGAACAGGGAUAACUUUGCUGCAUUUUCACAUUGUGUUUACUUAAUAUCAACAAAAGUUAGAUAAAAGUAAAAACAGAAACGGAGCAUUGGCCUCAAAGUCUAGUUUAUUUUAAUCCCUUUACAUUUGCAACCUAAUGGGUUGUUGUUUUUGAUGUUUUAAACUUUGAUUAUUAGAUCUAGCAAAAUAUAUUCUUGAAAUAUUAAGUUCUACGUCAUCAGGUUGCAAAGAUAUAAGGAAUAGAAAAUUGAUUGUGAGGCAAGUUUUCAGUUUACUUGUAUCUUUUUAAACAGGCGCAAAGUCUAAUCGACCCAUGUUUCGUUGCAUGACGGUCUAUGUCUUUGAAUAAUAAUAAUAAUAAUCUUAUUCCAAAUUUUCAGAUUAAAAUGAGCGCUUUCCCGCGUCGUGUUCCCAAAGCUGUUGUUAAGGAAAAUGUGAACCUCAGACGAGCCUUUGUUGGGGUGUUAACUGCUUCGCCACUGGUCGUAGGUGGGGUUGGUGAAUACCUAGGCUGGUGGAAGAAAUUAGACCUUCCGGAGCCAGGAACCCCAGAGAGAAUGCUUUUUGAUACACAAAAUAAUGAUAUAAGGACAAUGAGACAGUGGAUUGGAUCUGUGCCGUCUCUAUCCAGAACUGUUUCUAUGAUUCAGGAAACAGAAAAGAAAUUGUUCCAGAUGGAUAUGUCGAUAGGAGUCAAGAAAUUUAUCCUGGAUGAAAAUGCUGCUAAGAAUGAGGAGGGGGUUGAGGUGGAUUCUCUUAUUUUUACACAAGCCCCACCAAAGCUUAAGGGGGAUUCUUUAAUUGUUGUGACAUCAUCAAAAAAAUCUGACACAGAAAAACAAGAUGGAGGACAACCAGAUGGCGGAUUAAAAAAUGGCGGGAAAACAGCUGAAUCAUAAAAAAUCUCAAAAACUAAAUUUAAUAUUUCUAGUAUAAAAUUGUCAGAGGAGUAAUAGUCUGAUUUUUAUUGCAGAA
This is a messenger RNA of Eurytemora carolleeae, 1376 nucleotides long. RefSeq lists its product as uncharacterized. Lineage: Eukaryota; Metazoa; Arthropoda; Copepoda; Calanoida; Temoridae. The transcript has 9 exons. The record is from RefSeq and is a predicted model, not a curated record. Bases 737 to 1300 code for a protein of 187 amino acids.